Messenger RNA from Cornus florida, 3216 nucleotides. Its product is annotated as E3 ubiquitin-protein ligase MBR2-like. The coding region runs from base 468 to 2660 and encodes 730 amino acids. Gene Ontology annotation, molecular function: ubiquitin protein ligase activity. The record is from RefSeq and is a predicted model, not a curated record. The transcript is spliced from 6 exons. Lineage: Eukaryota; Viridiplantae; Streptophyta; Magnoliopsida; Cornales; Cornaceae.
UAAUUGUUCAAAUCUGAGAGUACACUGUUUACAAAUCCAAACACUCCCAAAAUCUUAAAUUAGAGAUUACUGCUUAAUCUCCUCUUAACCCCACUCUCUCUCUCCUCCCCUUUUCUCGCUCUACAUCCACACCAUAUUUCAUCAUUUUCCGAGUAGCCUUGUCGGUGUAUAGAUUAUAUCUUUAAAGAAUACGUAACCGUCGAGACGAGAGGAGAGGAGAGGAGAGGAGAGGAGAGAGCUCAAGUUCUAACAAACGCUCUGAAUAUAAAACCGAAAACCAUCUGUUGAUUAUUGGAUCCUUGUAUUUUUGUCACUCGCUCAGUUUUCCAGCUACCGGGUUGAGUUAUUACAUAUUCCGUUUUAUGGGUUUUGUAAAAUCAGGUCUGCCUGAACACUGUUCUGUGUGACCAAUUGUUCAACUAUUCUUCAGCACCUCUCUUAUUUUUGGGGAUAUUGCAUUGGCCCCAAUGCAACGGCAGAAGAGUGUUGUCGAAUCAUUUCCUGAAACUGUUGAUCUUAACCAGGGAUCUGUUUCCAAUAACCCUAGUAUGAAUCAGUCAACUGCUUGGAAUAACAUUCUAAAUCCAGUAGAAAGCCGGUUCUCAAAUUACAUGGUUUCUUCUGGUGAGGAGAAUCAUAUAGGUGCAGAUGUUGUCAGUCACAAUGUUCAGAGUUUUAGUGGUUGGGACUCUGGUGAAUCUAGCUCCAGUGUGAAUUUACAAAAUCAGGCCUUUGGGGAUGGCUUCAAAACGGAACAUGGUCGGUCUUCCUCGUUUAGUGCUUGUGGUGGGGUCAAUACAAGAUUAGAAGAAAUGCAAUUUGGACCAUGUAAUAGUCCUUUUCGGGAGAGUGUCAAUUGUGGUCCUCGUGGCAAUCAAGUUGCAAGCAGACAAUUAAUUAUGCAGAGUUCGAUUUCUAAUAAUAGCAAUCUAAAUGUAAAUUUAAAUGCUGGAUAUGUGGGUAUUGGUCUCGGUGGGCAGGCUAUGGGAACAGGUGCAAGCCCAAAUCUCAGCAAGUUGAGUGCAUUAGAAAAAGAUCAUAUUUCAUUUACUAGUGCAUCUUCUGGAGAUAUUGGGACUUCUUCUGGUACUUCUGGUUAUUUGGUGAAGAAUGAUAGUGAAUCAGGUUCUUCUCUGGGCAGUUGGGGGUUAUCCUGCAAGAGAAAGGCCCUUGAAGGUACUUCUGGACAGUCUUAUACAGGUGGGAGCUCAAGUUGCUUCCCCCAAGUUGAAAACAUUGUACGACAUACUGUUCCUCCUCGAUAUAAUGCUUCUAGUAGCUUAAGCAUAUCUUCAGCCCCAAUGAACUGUCCUAGUGUUAAUCCUUCAGAACAGUUGAACACGAGAAUUGGGGUCAGUACGAGCGUAGUUUCAGAUGCCUUUCCUCCUCUCAGUGUCACAGAAAUUGCAGAAAAUUUCCCAAGAAAUUUAGGUGCAAGACUAAAUCGAGGGCAUCAAGAAUCUGUUCAGUUUAAUGCAUCGAUGACUGGGAAUGCCGUAAGACAUUCUAAUAUUUGUUCGUCUCAGCAGUCAUCUAGAUCUCUCUCAUUUACUGAUCCUUUGGACUUCAGAUCAACAACUUCAGUAACAACCAGUUCAACUCAUUCUGCAAAUCAGUCUCAAUCAACUCAUGUUCCUGGUCUGUCAGGGAAUAUGCUUCCUUGGAGUGGGGCUCUUAACUCAAGAGGUGGCAGUUCAUCAAGUUCUCUUAUGAUUUCUGGAGCUAGAGGCACUCCAUUACGAGAUGAAGCAAACUUCAGAAGCAAUCAGAGAAACAAUGCUGAGCAUCCCAUGUUUGUUCCUGCAACUGGGAUGAGAAAUUUGGUGCAAGACCCAACUACUUGGAGUUUAACUCCUGGAAAUUCAAGCACUUCUGGAGGUGUUCCUUCUAGUUCCCGAAUUGGCCCCAGUUUCAGUGUACAUCCUUUUCCUGCUCCCUGGGUACCUCAUCACAUUCUCCCGACACAAAAUCAACAAAGAUUAUCAGAUUUUGCUCCUUGGACUUUGUUUCCAUCUGUUGACUCUGAGUCUGGAGGUCAGGGAGGUCAUUUUCCCCCUUCGCAUCAGGCCAGUUCUUCUUCAGAGGAAAUCCCAAUGUCAUCUGUAGUUAAUAGCAAUGGCCAUCAUUCACCAUAUCCGAGGUCAGGAUUGUUGAUGGAAGUACCAGGUGAUGAUGUCAAUGGUUGGCGUGUUUUAGCUGCUGAUAUUGAUGGGAGACACAGGCUGGUAACUGAGAUUCGUCAAGUCUUGAAUGCCAUGCGUAGAGGCGAGAAUUUACGAGCUGAGGAUUAUAUGCUCUUUGAUCCAUUUAUAAAUGGGGUUGCUGAGUUGCAUGACAGGCAUAGAGAUAUGAGGCUCGAUGUUGAUAACAUGUCGUAUGAGGAAUUGUUGGCCUUGGAAGAACGCAUAGGAAAUGUUAACACUGGAUUGAGUGAAGAAACUAUUCUGAAGGUGAUGCAACAGCGGAAUUAUCUACCUGUUGCCGAAGGAUACUGGUCAAACUUGGAGCCAUGCUGCAUAUGUCGGGAAGAGUAUUGUCUUGGAGAUGAUAUUGGGACGUUAAAUUGUGGGCACGACUUCCACACCAGUUGCAUCAAACAAUGGCUCACACAGAAGAAUCUGUGUCCCAUAUGCAAAAUGACGGCGCUGGAGACUGGAUAGGGAACCAUUAUUCUCAGAGCCCAACAAAGUUUUUUUCCCUACAAACGGAUCAUGAAACCCGUAUCCUCAAAUGAUUAUCAGAAAGAAAAAAAACCUGCAGUUUCUUAUAGAUGACAUAUUAUUAUAUAUCGUUUUUGUCUGAAACCGAAGAUGGAAGGAGAUACAAUUUACUGAAAGAUUGCAGCAUGAGCAAAGGGAUUGUGUAUAACCUGCAAUGGAUAAUUUCAAAGAUUUAUUGCAUGACCGGUAACUAUUGGAACUUCACUAGUUGCUGACAUUAUCGAGCUUUUAGAAUAAAAGGCAGCCUGUGAUAUUAAUGUCCACAAGUUAGUUCUUUAACGUUGGGUCUUCCAAUAUCAAUAGGUUGAUUGUAUAUUUCAAAAUAACAAAAGAGUUGUCUUCUGGAUUCAAAAGAGGGUAUUAGAUGGAAAACUGUUUUGCGCAUGAAUUUAAUCUCGGUGGUGUAACAUUGUAUGCUUAUUUUGUUCGUGGCGGAGAUUGCCUUUCAAUAAUUGCAUAUAUAGAAAUUUAUGUGAAUUGAUCUUCGUUCAUUGUA